Oldenlandia corymbosa var. corymbosa is the source of this 3033-nucleotide messenger RNA. The record is from the annotation of a GenBank genome assembly. Lineage: Eukaryota; Viridiplantae; Streptophyta; Magnoliopsida; Gentianales; Rubiaceae.
AUGGAAGCUCCGUUGGGAGGGAAAACAGCUCAUCAUCAUUUGUAUGGUCCUGUGGUGUCGGAUUUGAAUUUAAAUUUGCAAGCAGUUGGUGUCGGUGUGGGCAAGAGGACCAUGGAAUGGGAUUUGAAUGAUUGGAAAUGGGAUGGUGACUUGUUUACUGCUACCCCUCUUAGUCUUGCCCCAUCGGAUUGUAGAAGCAGGCAAUUGUUUCCAUUAGGGUCAUCAGAGAUUAUACCCACAAACACUAGGGUUUCCAACAAUAGUUUUUCAUCUGAUUCCGAUGAAAUUAUUAUUAUGAGAAACGUAAAUGGUGGUGAUAAGGGAAAGAAGAGGAGGGGCGGUUUCGAUUGCGGAGACGAUGACGAAGAGUUGAACAACGAUGAAGCUGCUGUUGGAUCAUCAUCCCUUCAUUUGAAGCUCGGUGGAGAAGUGUAUUCUAUUGGAGAAGGUAAUGCUUACCCAAAGAAUGGAAAGAAGACCAAAGUUAUGGGGCAUUCUUCGACAAGCAAUCGUGCUGUUUGCCAAGUUCAAGACUGUCGAGCUGAUUUGAGCAAUGCGAAAGACUAUCACAGGCGACAUAAAGUUUGUGAUGUCCAUUCCAAGGCAGUAAAAGCUUUGGUUGGGAAUGUAAUGCAGCGGUUUUGUCAACAAUGCAGCAGGUUUCACGUACUUCAAGAGUUUGAUGAAGGUAAGAGAAGUUGUCGCAGGCGUCUAGCUGGCCAUAACCGACGAAGAAGGAAGACUCACCCAGAAAAUGGAGAAACCGGUGGGAUCCAGUUGAAUGAUGAUGGGGGUAGUAAUUAUCUGUUAAUUAGUUUGCUUAGGAUUCUCUCCAAUAUACAUUCAACUAAUGAAUCGGAUCAAGCAAAAGAUCAAGACUUACUGUCUCAUCUCCUGAGAAGCCUGGCUGGUCUUGCGGAUAUCCUCAAUGAGAGAAAUUUGACCAGCCUAUUGUCAGCGUCACAAGAUUUGAGGAAUGCAGGGCCAUCUGUUAUGAUUAAUCCAGGAAAGUCCCCUACAGCCGCAUUGCCUCUCACCCCUUUGGCUGAGAAAACAUUACUUAGAGACGAUGAUCAAAGUGGAAUUGUCAUGGCAAAGAGUACCAGCUUGACUAGAGAAGAAUCUUUGGGUGCGACAGUUGUGAAGGCGAAGAUGAAUAACAUUGACUUAAAUAAUGUAUAUGAUGAUUCUGAAGAUUGUAUGGAAAGUGCACAGGGUUCUGAUGGCCCAAUAAUUUUUGGAAAAACCUCGCCUAGUUGGAUGUAUCAAGACCCUAACAAGUAUAGCCCGCCUCAGGCCAGUGGGAACUCGGGUUCUACAUCUACUUUGUCUCCUUCUAGUUCCAGUGGAGAGGCUCAGAGUCGGACUGAUCGAAUUGUGUUCAAACUCUUUGGAAAAGAUCCAAGUGAUUUUCCUAAUGUCCUCAGGCAACAGAUUCUUGAUUGGUUAUCAAACAGUCCUACUGACAUUGAAAGCUACAUUAGACCUGGUUGUGUCAUUUUAACAGUCUACUUACGGAUGGAUAAAGGCAAGUGGGAUGAGCUAUUUUUUGAUUUUAGCGAUAGAUUGAAUAAACUUCUUGCGUUGGGGGAUUAUUUUUGGAAAACGGGAUGGAUAUAUACUCGUGUGUUGCAUCGAGUGGCUUUUAUAUACGAUGGCCACAUUGUACUAGACACACCAUUGCCGCAUCAGAAGGUUUGCAGGGUAGUGACUGUUAAGCCAAUUGCUGUUUGUGCUUCGACUGAAGUGGAAUUUUCAGUUAAGGGGAUCAAUUUAUCUUUUUCUACAACAAGGUUGUUAUGUGCAAUAGAGGGAAAAUACCUGGUCCAUGAGCGGUGUGCUGAUGCAUAUGAUGAGCAUGCUGAGACACGGAUUCUUAGCUUCACUUGCACAAUACCUGACGUUACAGGAAGGGGAUUUAUAGAGAUUGAGGAUCAUGGAUUGAGCAGCAGCUUCUUUCCAUUUAUAGUCGCAGAGACGGAUGUUUGUUCUGAAAUUCGUACACUUGAGAGUAUCAUUGAGGCUGUUGAACUGUCUGCUGGUGAUGGUUUACAAGGAAGCAAUGAAAGCUUAGAAGCCAGGGAUCUGGCACUGGACUUCAUACAUGAGAUGGGCUGGCUCCUUCACAGAUAUCGGUUGAGGUCGAGAUUAGGUCACUUGCAUCCUAACUCGGGCAAUCCAUUUCCUUUCCAACGGUUCAGAUGGCUCUUGGAAUACUCAAUGGAACAUGAUUGGUGUGCAGUAGUUAAGAUGCUUUUGAAUGUACUGUUCAGCAACGACAUAAUUAAGAAUGAUGAGAACGAGAAACACUCUACUGUGGAAGAGGCAUUACUGGACGUUGGAUUGCUUCAUAGAGCUGUUCGGAGAAAUUGUAGAUCAAUGGUUGAAGUGUUACUAAGAUACCGUCCGAUUGGAGGUUUGAAUACAACUGGUUCAGCUGCUGCACAGAACUAUUUAUUCAGGCCUGAUGCAAAAGGCCCCGGGGGAUUGACUCCCCUUCACAUAGCCGCUGGUCGUGAUGGGGCUGAACAUAUAUUGGAUGCAUUAACAGAUGAUCCUGGAACGGUGGGACUUGAAGCAUGGAGAAGUGCCCGGGACAGUACAGGAUUGACGCCAAAUGAUUAUGCGUGCUUGCGAGGGCACUACUCUUAUAUCCAUUUGGUACAAAAGAAAAUUGGUAAAAUGUCUGCACACAAAAAGCCGCAUGUCGUCGUUGACAUUCCUCCGGAGAACACCAUCACGAAGCAAAAAGCAGAUAGUGACUUUAAGUCAAAGAAUAAAGUUGUGACCGGCCUUGAGACAGAGAUGACUCUGGCAAGACCAAGUCAAGCAGCAAGCUGUCGGCAGUGUGAGCAAAAACUGGCAUACGGAAGGAUAAGAACCUCGCUAUCCAUUUAUAAGCCCGCAAUGCUCUCCAUGGUGGCCAUUGCAGCAGUUUGCGUGUGUGUCGCCUUAUUGUUCAAGAGUUCUCCUGAAGUGGUAUAUGUGUUUCGUCCGUUCAGGUGGGAAAAUUUGGAGUAUGGAUCUAGCUAA